GAGUCGGGGAUUUCGCUGUAAUCAUGUUCGAAGAGUAUUGAUUCCGUGAGCGCACUCCAAUUGGCAGCAUCUCUACUAUAGAGUACAGCGCCGGCGCGUCAUCCUCGGCUCACAUCGACUGAAGCGAGUUGUAAGCAAAUGAGAACAUGUGUGGCAUCUGAGAGAAAGUGAGAGGAAGGAGCAAGAAGGAGGAGUGAGAAAAGCCAAUUUUCUCAUCCCUGACAACUGGAUGUGAGAUUUGAUUGCCGGGUUAUUUUUUUUUUCUUUUAUAUAUAUAUAUUUUUUUCUUCUCGCAUCCAAGGAAAUGAUCGAUUCGUCACAUGCGCACGCCUCUUCAUUAUAAUUGCAGACAGUUGGGGUGCUGUUCAGGCUGAAUGGACUUGAAUAUGUCGCUGCCAGCGUAAUCCGUGCAGACUGGAAGAUUUAAUAAUUCACGAGGAUUUAUCGACGGCUGCCUUUGCUCCCUUAUCUGAAAUAUCAUCUGUUGCUGCAACUGGAAUGAAAAGCCCCCAUGACUGGCUGAGGAAGGCUGGAGACUUAGUGUAAUAGGAUGAAAAGGAUUGAAUAAGACAGAUUGUUUUCAACAUUAUUGCGCUGUGGUUAAAAUGGACAAGAAAUUGCUGUUAUUUUUAUUACUCCUCUUAUCUCUACACACAAGGUUGUGAUUUUUUUUUUUUUUUGGGAUUGAUGAUGAUGGUGCUACUCCAGUGAAAUCCCUCUGAUUGAAUCUGACUGAGCUUAAUAGCUGUAUUACAAGCAGAUUCCAACGUGAAGUGUCGCUAAAGACAGUUUUGUCCCAUCCUUUUGUUUUUUUUAUUUGAAUAUAUUUCCCAUUAAAGGGAUAAAUGUUGAUGAUGGAGGACGACGAAUUGGACGCUCAUCAGGUUGAUCCGGAUUUCGAGCCGCAGAGCCGGCCUCGCUCGUGCACCUGGCCGCUGCCAUGCCCCGAGGAUUUCCCCGGCGGACCAGAGGUGAGCGGGGGUCUCCCGCUGGCCGGCAUCAAGGUGGAGCCGGAGGACGUCCCGGCGUGCAGAGCCGGGCUCGCUGGAGGCAAUCCGGCGGAGCUGCAGCACCCGACCGGCGCCCCGGCACCGACUGGCGCGACUCACCCGUGCCUGGCCGGCGCGGCGCUCGACGUGACCGGGUCUCUGCGCAAAGCCAAGUCGUCUCGUCGGAACGCGUGGGGGAACCAGUCCUACGCGGAUCUCAUUACCCGCGCCAUUGAGAGCACCCCGGAGAAGAGACUCACUCUGUCACAGAUCUACGACUGGAUGGUCCGUUAUGUGCCCUAUUUCAAGGAUAAAGGCGACAGCAACAGCUCAGCUGGCUGGAAGAACUCCAUUCGACACAACCUUUCUCUCCACACUCGAUUUAUCCGGGUCCAAAAUGAAGGGACAGGGAAGAGUUCCUGGUGGAUGCUAAACCCAGAUGGCGGAAAGAUGGGCAAAGCCCCAAGAAGACGAGCAGUUUCCAUGGACAAUAGCACUAAAUACCUUAAAAGUAAAGGCAGGAUCAGGGGCAAGAGGGUAGGUCGUCCUGGAAUUGGAGGAGGAUCUGCUGUAAGGGGGCUUCAAAGCUCCCCUGACCAUGGCAGUCCCUCACGUAAAACCCUACCAGGACCCGGCAAUGCAUCUGGAACAGAUGGAGAGUUUGACGCUUGGACUGAUCUUCAUUCUAGGGCUAGUUCAUCAGCUUCCACCUUAAGUGGGCGUCUCUCACCUAUCCUUGCAGAGGGAGAACCAGAGGAACCAGAGGAAGGUGGCCUCUCUUGUUCUGCCUCCCCUCACCUUUAUCCGUCCCCGACCAGUGCUCGCUCCCCAUCUAUGGGAGCGGGAAAUCAUUGUCCUCCACUUGAGCAGCUGCCUCAACUGGCUAACUUAGCCGGUGCCAUAAGUUUGGAUGAGCAGAUGAUGGAGGAUGGCUAUCAACAUCAUUGUCCACAGCAACAUCAACAACAUCCUCCUGUUGGAAGGAAUAAGCACCAGACUCCUGUGUAUCACUACAACUCUGGAAUGAAGGGACAGGUCUCCUAUGGAGGAGGAGUUUACAAUACAUCAGGGAUGGGUAUACUCCGUCAUCACUCACCAUUGCAGACCAUUCAGGAAAACAAGGCUACCACUUUUUCUGGAACCAUGCGGGCAUACUCAAGUACAAACGCACUGCAAAGUCUACUGACAGGAGGUUCUGCUGUGCAGCAGUACUUUUCUAAAGACCUUAUGUUGGGGCAGGAGAGGGAAGGCCAUCCUAUGAUGGGUCAGACGAGUAAUGGAGUAGGAUCCAACCACCACAGCCACCAUCCUGUGCACAAUAGUGGAAUUCAUAACCAUAACAGAACUCACAAUCACACUCCUGGUCACAAUCACAAUAGUGUAAGCAACCACAAUCAACCUCACAGCCUUGCUCACAAUGGUCACAGUCUCAGCCGGAGCCAUAUCAACACACCACCCCGAGCAGCAGCCCUGACCACAUGUGGAAACAGUAACCAGUUACAGACUUACAAUCACAAAGCUCCCUACCUGUACAGCCCACCAUCCCAUGCUCAUCUUCCUGCUUCUACAACCCUCCCCCCAAACCCAGCAGGUAUGCUUGGCAUGCCUCAAGACUCCUGUCAUGUGGCUUCCACCCCACACCCCCGUCAUAAUCAUUACCCAGACUCACAACACCAAGGCUUGAACAAUGGACCCUACCACCAUGGCCAGGGGAUGGGUAAUGGCAGUGUUGGUAGUACCUACCAUAGCUAUCACCAACCCUAUCCCCAUGAUAGAUUACCAGCUGAUUUAGACAUUGAUAUGUUCCAUGGUAGCUUGGACUGUGAUGUGGAGUCCAUCCUUCUACAUGACAUUAUGGACUCAGGGGAGGAAAUGGAUUUUAACUUUGACUGCUCCCUCGCCCAGGGGGUUGGAAUUGGCAUGGGAAUGGGAAUGGGUGUGACUAUGGGCAUGGGAAUGAGUGGUCUGGCUGGUCCACAGCAGGCCCACAGCAACCAGAGCUGGGUCCCUGGCUGAAUUCCAGAACAACAUCUCCAGGACUGCAACCCAACUUAUGAAGCACUGUGCUCAAUUAUGACAUUCCUGACUCUGAACAAAGCCUACAGGACCAAGCCCCCCCAUGUCUUAUUUGUUGUCUUGACAAUUGCUCUAUCACCCCUGCUCUUUUUAUCCCCUUCUUACUGAGAGAUCUAGUUCAUGUCAGAUUAAUUUUUUUCUUGAAUCAGUUGUACUGUGAUGACAAUCUCUCAGCUGUGCUUGGCCGGCAUCGCUUCUCAUUUACCAUGAGAACUGAACUCUGAAUGCACUUUAUCGCAAGUGGGUCACAUCUCACGGUGCAGUGCCUUCACAGAGCAGCUCAGGCAGAGCUUGACUUGUUUUCUGAGGUGGUUGCAGCAUUUGACAGGAACAAACAAGGAACACAACUAAUAAAAGCGUCAGAGGUAGGAACCAAUAACUAGAUUUUUUUCAGUUGUGGCAGAGACCAAUCGAAAACACCUUUAGGCAUGUUGAUUGGACGUUGGUUGCCCUGAUUCUGUUUUAGGUUUGAACAUGCUCACCCCUAAAAUAUUGUUUUUCUUUUACUAAAUUUAAAUGAUUAUUUCAACCAAAAAUACUUUUUUGGAAUAUUUGUAAUAUAGUUAGGCUAUAUUUUGAAUUAGUUUUCAGUUAAAUCAUUCAAAAUAAAUGUGUAAUACAUUUGCAUAUUCUUAGCUUCCAUCUGACUAUUUUGCUGCAGCCAUAUUAUUUUAACUUCCCACAGAUUAUUGGGGGUUACAUUUUCUCAAAUGUAACAUGUAAAGACCUCAUUAUCAUCUGUUACAAAAGACCGUCCUAAUGUCAUUACAUGCAUGCCAUCGUUAGUGGCAAGCAUGCAAUUUGGCAAAUUAAAAAUCUCAUAUCACCUUGCUUCACCUGGGUUUUUUGCUCCAGCAUGCCCCCGCCCCUGUCUGGUGGUGCAGACUAAGUGACCAUUUCUCACAUCAAGCCAUUAAUGUGGCUUGAUUGAAACUCAGCAUCUUGCUUUUAAUCUCCAAAGUGAUGCAGAGGCAAUGUGUCAUUAUUGAGAAUUUAACAUGUUGUCCUUCCUUGCUAACCCCUGGCUGUCUUUUAGCAUAAUGCACCAGGAGCUUUGAGACAAAACAGUGAUUAACUUUAUGUCACUCUGCCUGCUGUCCUGCUCUGAGAAGAGCCAAUGUCACUGUCCGCUUUCCCACUCAAAGAGGGUACAUAAUAGAGAGGAAAAAGCCUCUUGUUGCAGUGGGAUCAGUCAGUCUCAGAUUUUAUGCUCUUUAGAUCAAUGUGUGUGCUAAAGAGUAGUGUACUCACGUCAUAAAUCAUCCCCAUAAUUUGUGCUUUGCUCCUAUGUUUACAAAUCUAAUAACCUGAUAUUCAAGUUCAGGUGCAAAGGGAUUUUUUUAACGGGAUAGGUGAGGAUUUUUUUAAGUGAGGUUCUGUUAAAAUGGUGAAUUACUAUUAUACAUUCAGAAUAUUGCUUUGUUUGCAUUUUAAUUUUGAAUAAAUCAAGUUUUGAUUCCAAAGGCUAAAGCUAAUUUUAAGCCCAAAGGGGACUUUUGAUUUAAAAAGCACUUCUUUCUCAAAAAUGCCAUACUGGUUUAUGCACAAGCUGUUUUAUGAGCCUUUAAACAGUCGUCAAAUUGGGAUAGGUCAAUUAUUUAUACAAUUGCUGAUGGUGUUUUUAAGGUAAAUGAUGGUGGGAAGCAGUAUGCCAUCAAUGAUCUUCUGUGUAAAACAAAAGGAAUGGAAUUGUGAAAUUUUUGUUUUUGUCAUAUUAGCUAAUCUAAUAGGCUUGGUAAAAAAAAAAAUGUAUUUUUGCUUUUUACACCUUUCUUAAUUUUAAUAUUUUAUUGAUAUCAGAUCUUUCUGAAUAGGUUACACUGGAUAAGGGUCCAGCUGAUGGCCCAAAGGUCGAUAAAAGUAGACGAUAGUGUCACGUUCCCAGAUCAGUUAAUCAGAAUUAUUACUAAUCAAAGACCCAGUAAAUGUUGUGCUGGCAAGACAGGAACUGAAUACAGAAGUAUAACAGAACCACACUUCUAAAAUCUUGAACCACCUUAAAAAAAAAAGCAGGUAAUCGGAAUACUUAAACCAUAAAAUGAGGUUGAAAUCCCAAACAUUUAUCCAUGUCUAAUUUUUGAGUGUUUAUUCUGCUGUCUUGUAGUUGUUGUAUUCUUUGAAACCUAAGGGGGAGAAAAUAACAGGACUUGAACUAUCAUACUAUAAGAAUUCAAUCCAUUGGUGAAAGAAUGAUGGUGUAGUAUGAUCUUCAUGAGAUUCAAUGCCAUGCACCCCUCUCAUGUCCUCUGCUCAGUCAUUUUGUUGGUGAGGAGGUGUUUCUGCAGCUUAUUUGCCUUCGGCCUUGGGAGAGCAUAAGAGGAAACUCUUAUUCUCUACAUCCCUCAAGAAGAUUCCCCACUCUUUGCUCCAUACAGUCAUAAAAAAGAAAUAAACUAAACAAAAGAUUGUAGGAGAUUGGAGGGAGUAGGGGUUAUUUUUACAGCCAAAGGUCAAGCAUGGCACAGACUAUCAGACCCAUUAUUGAGGUAUAUUACAUUUAUUUCAGGCUUUUUAGUUGCCCUGGUUCCAGUUAAUCUCUGUGGAUAAUGCGUGGAAUUUUAUAAGUUCUGUGACCUCAAGAAGCAGUUCUUUUCUAUCCUAUGCUACAGAUGGUUAGCAAUUCCCUGCUAUUGGAAAGAAAGCUAUAUAUGAUGUCUAAUUUUCUGAUAUUUAUUUAUGAAACAGAUCUGUCUUUGUCAUUCCUAACUGUGAUAGUUGUACAAGUCCAAUGUCGUCUUUUUUAUUUUCUUUUUUUUUUUAAUGACCCUGUCCUUUUGCCAGUUUGACUGAUUUUUAUUUUGUAAAAUCUCUCUCUGUCUAUAUAUAUAUACAUAUAUAUAUAUAAAAAAUGUACAUUAGUUUUUAAAAAUCUCAAAAGAAUUAUCAGUUUGCUGUCUAUUUC
Cyprinodon variegatus (sheepshead minnow) is the source of this 5967-nucleotide messenger RNA. RefSeq names its product forkhead box protein O4-like. The record is from RefSeq and is a predicted model, not a curated record. NCBI's taxonomy places the organism in Eukaryota, Metazoa, Chordata, Actinopteri, Cyprinodontiformes, Cyprinodontidae. Gene Ontology annotation, molecular function: DNA-binding transcription factor activity, RNA polymerase II-specific; RNA polymerase II cis-regulatory region sequence-specific DNA binding. The transcript has 3 exons. Gene Ontology annotation, biological process: regulation of transcription by RNA polymerase II. Gene Ontology annotation, cellular component: nucleus. Bases 846 to 3005 code for a protein of 719 amino acids.